GGAAGAGGAGUGCUUCAUUUCUUCAGCUCRUGAACUUUUAGUUUUCCAGGCAAAACUUCCGCAAGAAUUCAUCUUUUAUAACCCUUUASAAGACUCCUAACUACAAAUUCGACAUGUCAAAAGCUAGUGCUUCGACCAAGUUUCGUGUAGUUGAUGUAGAUGCUCUUGAAAACCAGUUUGAAGACGAGCAGGGCGAAGAUGUUGGAUCGAGUGGACCUGACGAAGGGGAGGUGAAUUCUUUGCUGGCUUCGAAGAAGAACUGUGACGCACUGAAAAUAGUACUAGCUGACCCACCAUUGCAGACUAAAAACAAGGCGGCAAAGGAUAAAGCUUUUCAGCUAGUAAUGAGAGUUCUGAAUGCCACAAAAGCUAAUGAAAUAGARCAAGCAAUAAAGGGGCUUGAUAACAGAGGAGUAGAUAUCCUUAUGAAGUAUAUUUACCGUGGCUUUUCUGAACCAUCCGAUAAUAACUGUGCUAUAUUACUUUCUUGGCAUGAAAAGGCAACAGCCAUUGGUGGUCUUGGAUGCAUUGUUCGAGUACUUGCUGACAGAAAAACUGUUUGAAUGAUUACUUUUGAAAAGUUUAUUUCUAUAAACAACUAUUAUGAAUACAUAAAACAAAUAGAAAAGUAAUUUUUGAUACAAAACUCUCAACAUGAAUGGUUUAGACUAAUACUAAGUCCAUUUUGAAAUAUGUUUAUUUGCAAACACUGCAUAUGGUAAAUGUCUAUCUUAUGCACUUUAUUCUUAGAGGAACAAAGGUGGGGGACAUUGAAUUACCAAACCGUUCAAAGUGCAAAAGUGUUUUUGUAGCAUUACCUGAAAAAUACUUUUUCUGAUAAUUGUAUUCUUUGAAAUAUUAUGCUUKCAGUCUAUCUUUCUUGCUGUAACAAGAUUGAUUUGUUUGUGAGCCUYUUGAUCAUUCCAUGUGCUAUCAGCGUCAUGAUCCGAACCAUAUCAAAAUCUGCUCUGACUCCUUUGCUUGUUUAUUUUUAUUGUUAAGGUUUUGUUAUGGAAUAGUAAAACACAGUUUAUCAUAUUACAUGUCCUUAUAAUUACACUUGAGUUCUUUUGUUUUGUUUACAUUUUGUUUCGCUACUUAUAACAUAGCACAUGUCUUUCACGCGUCUAUAAACACCACUCCAAAAAAAMCCUUUUUUUUCAAUAUAAGCAUAGCGUAGGACUGGGAAUACAUUUUUUGGAGAAACCUUUGCAUGUGCAUUUACUUGCCUGACUUAGAAUGAAUGCAGUUUAAAGUGUAUUUUAAAUCAAAACAUUAAAAAAUCUUAUGGAUUAAGGUGUAUUGGUCAAACAUUCUGUUUUCUGUUGCUUGGAAACAUUAUUUCCAUUGUUCUUUGUCCUUUGUUUUUAUGCUCUCUACCUUUUCUUUUUUUAUUUUGUUUUGUUUUUARUCUUGUCUUUCUCUUACUUCGUGAUGGACUUAAUAAUAGUCUAAGCMAUUUUACCAAAGUAGGAAAUAUUUCAACAAUAGAAAAAUUCUUUAAUUUCACCAUAAAAAUAAUUAUUCAAGACAACAAGAAUGUAAAAUAAAACUACACAAGUUUUUUUAAUGCUGUGCUUUGUAAAACGUCUUUGUGUUCAAGCACUCUGUAUUAAGUUACCUGCUAUGUAAAAGUUUAAAAACUAAAUUAGUUUGGUCUUUGAACUACAUGUAUCUUUUUAUGGAYCUAUUUUGUAAAUAAAUAUUACCUUGCAUAUUC
Messenger RNA from Exaiptasia diaphana, 1720 nucleotides. Its product is annotated as actin-related protein 2/3 complex subunit 5-C. Gene Ontology annotation, cellular component: cytoplasm; actin cytoskeleton; Arp2/3 protein complex. The record is from RefSeq and is a predicted model, not a curated record. The coding region runs from base 114 to 563 and encodes 149 amino acids. Lineage: Eukaryota; Metazoa; Cnidaria; Anthozoa; Actiniaria; Aiptasiidae. Gene Ontology annotation, molecular function: actin filament binding. Gene Ontology annotation, biological process: regulation of actin filament polymerization; cell migration; Arp2/3 complex-mediated actin nucleation. The transcript has 4 exons.